UUUGAGAAGGACAGCUCAUUUGACUUUCCGAUAAGGCCGCGAACCCUCACCAUUAUUCCCCCAAAUUUGAUUAGAUUAAUUCUCAACAACAACAACAAUUCUCUCUCUCUCGAUUGAUUUGAUUUGUGAAAGCAGCAGCAGCAGCAGCAGCAGCCAAAAAAAGAAAGAUGGUGGAUGAUCAAUUCAAUGGAGGAACUUGAUCGAAUUACAGAGAAGAAGAGAUCGGGGAAGAAGAUGGGGAUUCCUUUCGCCGCCAGGCUCCGUUUCCGGUCUCGGUUUCGAUCAUCAAUCGACUCCUACUGCUUCGCUCGUGAGGCCUUCUCUGAUCAUCGUCCUCUCGAUUGCUUCUUCUUAUAGCACCCUUCUCCUUCUUCUUCUCCCUCAAUCAAUCAAUAAUCUCAUAUCUUUCCUCUUUCUCCUUCUUUCUUUUUCUUUGUGUGAAAAAAUAAAAAUAAAUAAAAUAUAAAAACGGCUUUUGAUUCUGGAAUAUUGGGUAUGGAAGAAGAAGCUGAUUUCGCUGACAAAGAUCCUUCUGGCCGCUACAUUAGGUAUGAUGAUAUCCUGGGGAGAGGCGCUUUCAAGACUGUGUAUGUUUUUUUAAUCCACACCCUUUUAUGCCUUGUCGUGUUGCAGAAACAGAUUGUUGUGUUUUAUUUAUUUAUUUAUUUUUUGGUUCCAAUUAAUAAAAUCAGAUACAAGGCGUUUGAUGAAGUAGAUGGAAUCGAAGUUGCAUGGAACCUAGUGAGCAUAGAAGAUGUUAUGCAGAUGCCUGGUCAGCUCGAAAGGCUCUAUUCUGAGGUUCAUCUCCUUAAAGCCCUUAAACAUGAUAACAUCAUCAAACUCUUUCACUCUUGGGUCGACGAGAACACCAAGACUAUUAACAUGAUCACCGAGCUUUUCACCUCUGGUAGUCUCAGGCUGUACCGUCAGAAGCAUAGGAAGGUUGAUCCCAAGGCUAUCAAGAACUGGGCCAGGCAGAUUCUUAAAGGUUUGAACUAUUUGCAUUCUCAGUCCCCUCCUGUUAUUCACCGGGAUCUUAAGUGCGACAAUAUAUUCGUCAAUGGGAAUACUGGUGAGAUCAAAAUUGGUGAUCUCGGCCUUGCAACUGUCCUCCAGCAACCCACUGCUCGUAGCGUCAUUGGUACUCCCGAGUUCAUGGCACCUGAGCUGUAUGAAGAGGAAUACGAUGAGCUUGUCGACAUCUACUCUUUUGGCAUGUGUAUGUUGGAGAUGGUUACCUGUGAGUACCCCUACAACGAGUGCAGAAACCAGGCUCAGAUUUACAAGAAGGUCACCUCGGGUAUAAAGCCUCAAUCUCUCAGCAGAGUUGAGGAUCCUCAAGUUAGGCAAUUCAUAGACAAGUGUCUUCUUCCUGCCUCUUCUAGACCAACUGCUCUCCAGCUCUCCAUGGACCCCUUCCUUUCCAGAGAUGGAAGCAAGGACUCUUCUCCUCUUCUUGCUUCAACAAGCAGUGCAUCUAAUCCUGUCAGACCACCACCACAGCUUGAAAAUCUUCCCAUGGAUGUGGAUCAUCAUAACGAGGAUAAAAGUGUCUCCAUCUGCUCCUCUCGAAAGAGCAACAACGAAGAAUCGUACCCCUGGUGCCAAACCAUUGAACUUCAGAGGUUUGCAGAGAAUAAAGAGUUCAGGUUGAGAGGAGAAAGGAGCGAUGACGUCACUGCGUCAAUGCUUCUGCGUAUCGGUGAUUCAUCUGGCAAAGGAAGAAUCGUACACUUUGCAUUCUAUCUGAAUUCAGACACAGCAACAGCAAUCGCUGAGGAAAUGGUUGAGGAGCUGCAUCUAACAAGCCAAGAGGUUGUAGUGAUAGCUGAUAUGAUCGAUGACUUGAUAAUGCAGCUUCACUCUGAGCGGACCUCAUCGCAUCCAAAUCAAACCUCUCAGGAUCUAGCCGUCCGUGAGGACCAUGAAGCAGCAAAUCAGCUAACUGUGAACUCCAAAGAUGAAGAAUCAAUGAAGUCUGGCAUAUCAACAGACUAUUACUUGCCUUUCUCCUCAAACGGAAGUGCUGCCAGGGAAGCUGGCCAGGAUGCAGAGUCGAUGAGCUCGUUUCUUGAUUCUUGCUCAAUGAUGUCAACCCUUUACAUUUCAGACAACGAGUACCCAGAAGAUCUCAAGACAGAACUGAACAUGAUCGAGUCACAGUUUAACCAGUCCGUCCAAGAUCUGAUGAAACUAAAGGAAGAUGCUAUAGAGAACGCAAAGAGAAAAUGGAUUAUGAAAAAGCAAUCAAAACCCUGAUUUUGGUACUUAUUCUUGGGGCCAUGAUUGGUGUAAUGAUAUACUUCAAUUGGUGUUAUAUUUUGAUUUGAUGUAUUUUGUACUUAGCAAACAUGGAAUAGUGUUAUUCGACUUCUAUUAUUUCUGUACUUAACAAACAUUGAAUAGUGUUAUUCGACUUCUAUUA
Molecule: messenger RNA, 2425 nt
Organism: Raphanus sativus (radish)
Lineage: Eukaryota; Viridiplantae; Streptophyta; Magnoliopsida; Brassicales; Brassicaceae
Product: serine/threonine-protein kinase WNK8
Exons: 5
Coding region: 496-2259 (587 amino acids)
Biological process (GO): intracellular signal transduction; protein phosphorylation
Cellular component (GO): cytoplasm
Molecular function (GO): ATP binding; protein serine/threonine kinase activity
Source: RefSeq, a predicted model, not a curated record